GCGAAAUUGCCGCGGAAGUCUUGCUCUCCUGCUUCAGAUCCAGCGUAUAGACCUUCUGUCGGACACUCACUGCUGCCGGUCAAUUCCAUCCAGUCUUCAAAAUGGUCGUCCGUAUUCGCCUGGCCCGAUUCGGGAACAAGCACCAGCCAUUUUACAACAUUGUCGUUGCGCAGGCACGGAGUGCUCGUAACUCGAAGCCCUUGGAGGUCAUUGGCACUUACAACCCCGUCCCGCAACGCCCUACAAACCUCUCCGACGAGGAAGCCCGCAGCGCAAGACCAUACAAGGAAGUAUCACUUGAUCGGUCCCGAGCCAAGUAUUGGAUUGGUGUUGGAGCGCAGCCCAGUGAUGGUGUGUGGCGGUUACUGAGCCUGGCUGGCAUCGGCGAUGGCAGAACGAAGACACAGAACUAAGAUCUGUUUCGUUCAUACCCGAAUUUCUUGUAUUGAUUUAUGCAUCGUUAUCCGAUCUUUGUGUUGGUGGUUGAAGGGGAUGGCCUAUUUGACUCGAAAAAUUCUCGAGUGCUACGUUUUGGCAUUUUCCAUGGCGUUAUUGCGUGAACCUUUUUCUGAAAUAUAUCGGUUCGAUAACCGGACCUUUUACCUGUACAUUAUGUGAGCUGAUUGUGUUUAAUUAUGGCAUGAGAGAAUCGCAUCCGUCGAUUAUGGAUUGAUAACAAUAAAUUGGGAGGGCUAUGCUACGCCAUGAGCGAUUGAUCUUCCCUGUCCGUAUACAGGUUCAGACUGGGGCUCCUUGUUCAAUUUCGCAGAUUGCCGGCAGAACCUGUGGGCUAGAGUAUGCCUUGGGCCUAUCGGGGAUCGCGCACCGGCAUUGCAAGAUGAAAGACGGGAGGUAUAGGGAGCCGCUCAGUGGUCAAAGAUGUACGGAGUACAAUGCGCCGUAUCUCUAGGUAGCCUCUAAGUAGAUCGUCGACUUGCAGUUGGCGUGUUCACAAGUGUUUCUUUUCUCGGGUUUGCGGUGUUGAAGAACCACAGUGACUUUAUACACCCCCGAAUUUAAAGCCUUAUUGUCUUACAUAUCUUGAAAAUGAGAAAUCUACGCACUAGA
Messenger RNA from Aspergillus caelatus, 1068 nucleotides. RefSeq names its product mitochondrial 37S ribosomal protein bS16m. Gene Ontology annotation, biological process: mitochondrial translation. The record is from RefSeq and is a predicted model, not a curated record. NCBI's taxonomy places the organism in Eukaryota, Fungi, Ascomycota, Eurotiomycetes, Eurotiales, Aspergillaceae. Gene Ontology annotation, cellular component: mitochondrial small ribosomal subunit; ribosome. The transcript is spliced from 3 exons. Gene Ontology annotation, molecular function: structural constituent of ribosome. Bases 102 to 413 code for a protein of 103 amino acids.